AUGAAUGUAGCGGACGGAGCGGGGAUCUCGCGCUACGAAGUACUAGUACUCGUUGCUAGGUUAUCUUUUGUUACAGCCAUUGGCUUUUUCAGCAUGAAAUGGAUUAUGAGCCAGUUGGAUCCCACGACAAAGGCGAAGAAAAAAGCGAAACAAAAAGCUCAAGAUCAAAUACGGAAACUGGCAAAGAAUGAUAGUCUGGCAUUGUCCAUCGAUACCGAACAAUUAACAGAUUACGAAAUGAUGAUCGCUACUCAUCUUAUCGAUCCUCGUGAUAUAAAAAUUUCUUGGAAUAAUAUAGCAGGUCUGGAACAUGUUAUUCAGGAACUUAAGGAAACGGUUAUACUGCCGAUUCAAAGGAAGGAAUUAUUUGAAGAUUCGCAAUUAACUCAGGCUCCAAAGGGUGUUUUACUCCAUGGACCACCGGGUUGUGGGAAAACCAUGAUUGCUAAAGCAACUGCUAAGGAGUCGAAAACAAGUUUCAUAAAUUUAGAUGUUAGCAUUCUAACGGACAAGUGGUAUGGCGAAAGUCAAAAGUUAACUGCUGCAGUGUUCUCGUUAGCAGUAAAACUGCAGCCUUGUAUAAUAUUUAUCGAUGAAAUUGAUUCAUUUUUGAGAUCUCGGAAUGCACAAGACCAUGAAGCCACGGCAAUGAUGAAAGCCCAGUUCAUGUCGCUUUGGGAUGGUCUAAUAACCGAUCCGUCUUGUACUGUAAUAAUUAUGGGUGCAACCAACAGACCAAAAGAUUUGGAUCGAGCGAUUCUGAGGCGUAUGCCGGCGACUUUCCACAUUGGUUUACCUAAUGAAGAACAGCGAACGCGGAUAAUUAAACUAAUUUUGAAUAACGAGCCGAUUGCAGAUGAUAUAAAUAUUGCAACUUUAUCAAGACUGACGGAUGGCUUUUCUGGAUCAGAUCUGCAAGAGCUUUGUCGGAACGCAUCUGUAUAUCGCGUCAGAGAUUAUAUACGUUCUCACACUCAGGAUCCUGAGCAUCCCAGGACAAGCUUGAUUCCUGACGACGAAGAAUACCAUGACACAGUGCGACCUAUUACAAUGGAGGAUCUCAUGACAUCUCUCAAGAAAAUGAGAACGUCCAAAGUUCAUACAGGCAACCUUACCGCUGCUAAAUUCGACCUAGAUUAAAAAAACCAAUUUUUUCAUUGAAAUGUGAAUAUCAACCAUUGUUUGCCUUUAACUCAUUAGAAAAGAGGCAAUAAUUGUGGCAAAACAUUAAUGGUUGUCACUCCAUUGCCAUCAUUCCAUGCAUCAAGGUUACGUAAAUAUCUCUGACACACAACGGAGAUGUUACAUUUCGAAUCUGUCACCGAACUUUAUCGUGUCGAGACAAAUUAUAUAGUUUGGUAAGCCUGGCUGUUAGUCGUCAAGACUUCAUGGCGUGGAUACAUCACCUAAAAGGAUCAGCAUGUCUCCGACGAUUUUGGACUUAGAACCUUGUAAACAAUGGUGCAUCUUCCUUUAAAAAACCUCCCACGUAAUAUAUAGUGGUGUUCGUGUUUGAUGAAAGGCUCGAUGAAAUAAAACGUGUGAAGUGAA
Molecule: messenger RNA, 1551 nt
Organism: Orussus abietinus
Lineage: Eukaryota; Metazoa; Arthropoda; Insecta; Hymenoptera; Orussidae
Gene: nmd
Product: ATPase family AAA domain-containing protein 1-B
Exons: 6
Coding region: 1-1140 (379 amino acids)
Cellular component (GO): mitochondrial outer membrane
Molecular function (GO): ATP binding; ATP hydrolysis activity
Source: RefSeq, a predicted model, not a curated record